Molecule: messenger RNA, 2683 nt
Organism: Saccostrea echinata
Lineage: Eukaryota; Metazoa; Mollusca; Bivalvia; Ostreida; Ostreidae
Product: 3-[(3aS,4S,7aS)-7a-methyl-1,5-dioxo-octahydro-1H-inden-4-yl]propanoyl:CoA ligase-like
Exons: 1
Coding region: 119-1819 (566 amino acids)
Source: RefSeq, a predicted model, not a curated record
CUACUGAUGUGUAAAAUUACCUUCAAAGGCUCACCUUACUUUCCAGUACAUUAAAGUUAGAAUUCACUUUUUGUGCAGAGGCACAGACGUUUGGGAUCCCGGAAAUACUUGUGAGAUCAUGGAAGUGGCAGAAAUGAAUUUUGACCAAAGCUAUUUAAGAUCUAGUCUGAUCACCAGAGCACCGUAUACGACGCUGACUAAACUUCUACAAAAGUGGGCCACUGUAAAACCAAAACAAGAAGCAUGUGUUUUCUACACUUUUGGCAAACCAAGAACUUCUAUCACCUAUGAAAAACUGUACCAGGAUGCAGUAAUGCUGGCAAAAGGGCUUCUAAAGCUUGGGAUACACAAGGGCGACAUAAUAGGAAUAGGUGGAAACAACACUAUAGAAUGGCUGGUGAGUACAUUAGGUGCACAGCUCGCUGGGGCACGCCCCUUGCACUUCAACUUUCACGACAGAUCUGGAGAGAGCUUGAAAAGAAUUAUCAGCAAAGUCGGAGGAUGUAAAAUGCUAAUUUUUGAUCCGGGAGAUAAUGACGUUCAUUGGGAAAUAUGUCGGAAAUUCCUGCAAGUUGAUUCAAAAACUGGUGUUGUUGUCGAUUCCGACAUACCAUCAGUAAAAUGGGUCGCAUUACAUGCACCCCUGGAAUCCUCUAAGGUAUGUUUUACAAUUGAAGACGUAUUCAGCAAAGAGAAUAUCAAGCUAACAGAAGUAGACCCAGAUGACACAGGUGUUAUUAUUCUGACAUCCGGGAGUACAGGGUUUCCAAAAGCUGUAGAAUAUAGUCAUUAUCGUUUAAUUGAAACUGCAUAUAAUUUCCUGCAUGUAGUUGGCUGGGAUGACAAAGAAGAUGAACAGCUUUCAUUCUUCAAUGAUCGGCCAUUUUACUGGAUAGGGGGAUAUCCGUUUUUAGCCCUUGUAAUAGGAGGAAAACUUAUAACCCAGGCCAACACCCUUGCUUUCCCAACUAAAGCAGAAACUAUGAAACACACUUCAAAUAUUAUAGAGAAAGCAAAGCCCAAAAUCGCCUUUAUUCUCAUUCCUUUCCUUUUGGAGUUACUGAUGUCAAAAGAUAUUUCUUGGAAAAUUCGAACGGUCAUCACAGGGGGUCAGCCUGUUCCAGCUUCUUGCCUGGAAGCCAUCGGGAAAAGGUACGAUACCCUUUCUGUGACGUACGGCUCCACAGAAGCCGCUUCUUUGGCUGGAAGGAUGUAUAGUUCGCCUGAUAAAUAUAUUGGUCUUUCGCCGUUCCCUGGGGUGGAAAUGAAAAUUAUAGGGAAGGAUGGAAUGAUGGUUCCUCUUGGAACGAAAGGCGAGGUGCUAUCGCGCAGUUGUUUACCAUUUCCAGGUUACAUCAAUGAAGCCGAAAAAACCGCGGCUGUUAUCACUCCUGCUGGUUGGUACAAAACCGACGAUUUCGGAUAUAUUAAUUCUGCUGGUUACCUUGAAGUAUUCGGCAGAGUUUCUGACGUAAUGGAAAUCUCUGGAGCUAAAGUUCUGCCAUCCUAUCUCGAAAAAAUUAUUAAAAGAAAUCCCUGUGUCAAGGAAGUGGUGGUCUUUUCCAUAAAAGACGAAAUACACUGUGACGAUAUUCCCUGUGCAGCUGUUGUUAAAAAGGAAGGUGUGACCUUGACUGAGGAAUCCCUCAAGGAUUUUAUCAAACAAGAGCUCAAUAUUUCUGAGGAAGCCAGAUUCAUGGAACAAAUUUAUGUUCCGAAGUACAUUGUCUUUCACGAGAAGCUACCGAAAACAACCACAGGAAAAAGUGAUAGGAAGAUGACGAAGAGCGUUUCUUUACCAUUCAUCAAACAAACCUGAAUGUAUUAUACAGAUUUGUUAAAAAAUAUGUCAACCUCGGUAUAACAACAAAGUAAUCGAAUAUAAUUUAUCUCGUGAUUAGUUUAAAAUGUAAAUGAGAUCUAUAAAAAUUUAAAAGCUAACUGGGAAUACCUUGAUUUUUAAAGAUUUUUUAUUUCUUAUAAUCAGACCUCUCAAAAAGAAUUAUUAAAGCAAGGUUUCCUGGAAAAUAUGCCAUGAAGAACAUCGUACGCCAAUCAAUUCAUCACUAUCAAAACUUAUCCUGGACAACCAGAACCGAAAAGUGCAAAGACUUUGAAAUGUUUAAAGAUAUACACACCAGCAUAGCUCCGGCAAGAAUAUAUAAAUUUGACUUUUCCUUUGAUGAAACCAGACUGAUAAAAUUAAUGGACCGUAACACCUCAGUUAACCCAACAAACAGGUGCUCUCUGUGUAAAAAAUAUAUAGCGUUCCCUUCCAACACGCCGUCUUGUGAUGUUCUACCAAAGAGCAUAUCAGGAACUCUUUUGAACAAAUUUUAUGUUCAAUUAAUUAUAUGUAGAAUUAACACAUAUGUGUGAUUAUGACUUGUAUUUAACGUUACUAGGUGGCCUUCCAACAAUAACAUUGAAAGACAAACAUGAUCAAAAUGAAUUCAUUUGUUGUUGUGCGAAGUUUAUCUGCAAUGCCUAUGCCCUUUUCAGCGGGGCUUUGAUCCACUCAAACAUAAUUUUUCCCCAAUGUAUUAUUGAUCUUGUAAAUAAGUUUGUGUGUAUUUCUUUUAUUUUUAAAUGUCAUUUACAUUUUGAUGUUCCUAACAUAGCAUAAAUAUAAAUUGUAUGCAUUGUAAAAUCUCGGAAUAGAGGAAAUAAAGAUUGAUUGGAA